GCCCUGGGCACCCCUGUGGGUCUUCGCUGAGUCCGAGCAAGCCGAGCUCCCGCGUGAAGAGCUUCGAGGUGCCCCAUCACCGGCGGCGCGAGAGGCGGUCCACCAAGCAGAAGGAUCCUGCUCCGGCGCCGACAGACGUAAGAACGAGAACCCGAUUUCGAAGCCUGCAAUGCCGGCUCCCAAGGUUUCCACCACAAGGACCGUUCUACGGAUCGCGGUCGCCCUGGCCAUCGCGACCUACCAGGCGGUCGUCCGCGCCGACGGAGUGAAGCCACACCACCCCAACAUAAUCGAGAGGAUCAUGGGACCCAUCGUGCGCGAGGUGGAGCUCUCUCAGAUGGGCGGACCUGCGAAGCGGUCCUUCCGAGACGACCGCAGUGAAGUGAUGAACAAGCUCAAUAUGGAACCUAUCAUUGAACCCCUCGUCGUCGAGGGCUUCGGUCUGCCUGCCGUGGCCGAGAAAGGAGCCGGUGGUACGGAGAAAGUCAAGGAGCAGGACGGCGGCCAUGACAGCGCCGGCGGCCACGAAACGAAUGCCGAGUCGAAGAAAGUCAACAGCGUUCCCUCCUCUUCUUCGGGCCUCGCCGAGCCCCCGUCUCCUCUCUCGCGUUUAGGCGGAGGUCCCCGUCACAUGGAUCUGAUGCAGUUCUUCUGGAACAACUUCAUGGCCGCGCCACUCGUGCCACUGCCUCGGAAGCCGGUCGUCGGCAGGAACGAGGACGGCGUCGUGAGGACAGGGCUGCAGAAGAAAGAGGGAAGCAACGCUACUGUGAGCAAGCCUGAGGAAGGGGUCCUCAGCAUCUUCGAGGUGAUCGUCUUCCCAAACGCGGCCGGUGCUGUCAAGAGGAAUGCCACGGAAGCCGCUAGAGGUGGUCUGCUGUCCAGGCUGUCUCCUGGGGUAAAGCCGUUUCCGGAUCUUCCAAGAAACCGCAGUGCAUACUCGGUUGUCGAAGCGUUUCCCGCACAGUUCAUCGCGGUCGACAAAGCUGUGGUACCAAACAGAUCGCCAGCUACUGUCGAGAGCAUCAUCACCGAGAGCUCGCGUGACAGCUACCCCGGCAACGCCUACACCAAGAUGAUCCUUCUGAUGCUGCUCAUGGCCAUCGCCUGCUGCAUAUCCUGCGUCCUCGGCAACACGCUGCCCUUCGUGCUGAAGAACCACGGUCGCAGCGCUCGUACGCCUUCGGUGUGGGUGACAAAGACUGGGAAGCUACUGCGCCUGCGCGGUACAUCGCAGGACGUGUCCAAGCAGCAGCCCGUGACACGCAUCACGGGUCCGUGGCGGGCCUAGAGGAGAACCCGGACACGGUGAAUCGAGUUCUUCGGGGAUGUGUGAUUUGGUUUUACAGAACAGAUGGCUGAAACACUUGGUAGCUUUCUUGAUGAAGAUGGAAUUGGCGACGUACCGGCAAGACAGUGGUACAAAAUAAAAUUCUGGUUUCCCUUCUGAUCUUUUCAUGAAA
Dermacentor silvarum is the source of this 1463-nucleotide messenger RNA. RefSeq lists its product as uncharacterized. The record is from RefSeq and is a predicted model, not a curated record. NCBI's taxonomy places the organism in Eukaryota, Metazoa, Arthropoda, Arachnida, Ixodida, Ixodidae. Bases 170 to 1291 code for a protein of 373 amino acids. The transcript is spliced from 4 exons.